AUGCGGUUUGCCAAAAGUAUUUUACAAUUGGCGCUACAAAUCUAUUUAGAUGCAGCAAGUAUCAAUGAUCCUAAGAAGAGAAAAGCCACCCUUUUAUACUUUGGUGGACUCAGCCUUCAGGAAAUAUUUUAUAAUUUACCUGGCGCUAAUGCCGAUGUACCAGAUGAAAAUGGCCGUGACAUUUUUGAGAUAGCCAUAACAAAGCUAGAUGAAUAUUUUUCACCAAAGCAAUCAAAAGUGUAUGAGAGGCACUUAUUCCGCUUAUUAAAACAAGAAAGUGGGGAGAAAUAUGAAAAGUUUUUAGUGAGACUGAGACACCAAGUGGUUAAAUGUCAGUUUCAAGCAGUUGAAGAACAAUUAAUUGACCAAAUAACAGAAAAAUGCGCGUCUGUCGACCUACGGAAGAAAAUACUGGCAGCCGGCGAAGUCAUAACUCUAGACCAAAUAAUUCUAGAAGCUAAUACCUUGGAGACCAUAGAAAGGCAGCUUUCUGGUUUUAAUGAAAAGCCAUCUCCUAGUUCGUUGCAGACGCUAAACGCAGUUUAUACCAAAAGAAAACAGAGGACAACCAUUUCCAGAGAUUGUUCUAGGUGUGGAUCUACAGAGGCAGUACAUAACAACUGUCCAGCAAUAAACAUUACUUGUCACAAAUGCAAAUUUAGAGGUCAUUUUGCAAAAUGUUGCAAAUCAACAAGGACCUUUGCCCCGUCCAAUAAAUUAAACAAGGGACCCUCAAGAAAGAAGUUUAGAUUAGGACAAUCAGAUACAAACAAUGUAGACAACAUUUCGAGAACUGCAGAAGCAGAAUACGUGUUCCACCUGGACAGUGACGACACUGUAGAUUGUGAAGUAGGAGGAGUCAAGGUUGAAAUGUUAAUCGACUCUGGAAGUUUGGAGGAAAAUAAUAAAUACGAGUUUUGAUUAUACAAAUAGUUACUUUGUUUCAAAUAUGAUACUAUGUUGUAGGUUUAAAGUUUUCUAGUUGGAUUAGUAUUUACAUUUUAUAUAAAGUCUUUUAUUUAUUACAUUAGUAUAUAUUUUGUUUUGUAAUUAAACUAAGUAGUAAGUAGUAAAGUUAGGUAUACUGUUAGUCACUUUGGUUUAAAUAUGAUUCUAUGUCAUAGAGUUAAGGUUUCUAGUUUAAUUUAGUACUAGUUUUAGCAUUUAGAUUUAUAUACAUUAUUUGCUUUAUUAUAUAUUGUAUUGGAAAAAAAAGGAGAGA
Messenger RNA from Diorhabda sublineata, 1222 nucleotides. RefSeq lists its product as uncharacterized. The transcript is spliced from 3 exons. Lineage: Eukaryota; Metazoa; Arthropoda; Insecta; Coleoptera; Chrysomelidae. The record is from RefSeq and is a predicted model, not a curated record. The coding region runs from base 1 to 921 and encodes 306 amino acids.